Morchella sextelata is the source of this 2961-nucleotide messenger RNA. RefSeq lists its product as uncharacterized. The coding region runs from base 1 to 2961 and encodes 986 amino acids. The record is from RefSeq and is a predicted model, not a curated record. Gene Ontology annotation, cellular component: cytoplasm. Gene Ontology annotation, biological process: microtubule cytoskeleton organization; protein phosphorylation; intracellular signal transduction. Lineage: Eukaryota; Fungi; Ascomycota; Pezizomycetes; Pezizales; Morchellaceae. Gene Ontology annotation, molecular function: ATP binding; tau-protein kinase activity; protein serine/threonine kinase activity. The transcript has 4 exons.
AUGUUACCCCAACAAGCGCCUAUUAUCGUCCAACGACAGCACAGCACCCGUCACCAGCGACAACCUUCCUCCUCUUCGUCUUCUUCCAAACCUCCAGCAUCGUCAUCUCGUCCACCUACUACAGAAUCCUCAACCAUUGGCACCCGAGAACCCGAGUCACAGCGAUUGACUCCUGCUGCUCCUGUAGUUAUUUCACCCGCCGCUGUCCCUUUGUCACGUCCAGGUGGCCACUCAAGACGGGCAUCCGAUAUGUCUGAAGCCACUAGUACCGUCACAACCUCCAACGGGACCCCAGUACAUGCUCCGUCUGUUGUUCCCGAGGAAGGUAGCAGGUCAGGCCAUCACACAUCAUCACAACGUCCUAGAAAAACAUCUAUCCAUGGAUCUAGUGGAACAUGGAUUCUCGGGAAGACCAUCGGAGCUGGUAGUAUGGGAAAAGUGAAACUUGCUAGGAAAUCAGAUGGCUCAGAACAGGUCGCGGUCAAGAUUGUACCCAGGCAAAUAAUCCAGGAGCGGGGCAUAGACCCAGCAACCGGCCAGCCUUACCCACCUCGCCAUGAUGAGAGCAAAGAAGUUCGAACCGCACGAGAAGCAGCUAUAGUUACACUGCUUGAUCACCCCUACAUUUGUGGAAUGCGCGAUGUUAUAAAAACCAACAAUCACUGGUAUAUGCUAUGUGAAUAUGUUAACGGCGGGCAAAUGCUUGAUUAUAUAAUUUCGCACGGGCGCUUGAAGGAAAAGCAAGCUCGUAAGUUUGGUCGACAGAUUGCCAGUGCAUUGGACUAUUGUCACAGGAAUUCGAUCGUUCACCGUGAUUUGAAGAUAGAGAACAUCCUAAUUUCAAAGACUGGCGAUAUCAAAAUCAUAGACUUUGGUCUUUCUAACCUUUUUUCCCCUCGAUCACACCUUAAGACCUUUUGCGGAUCUUUAUACUUUGCAGCUCCGGAACUUUUGCAAGCCAAGCAAUACAUUGGGCCGGAAGUUGACGUCUGGAGUUUUGGGAUUGUUUUGUAUGUAUUGGUCUGUGGAAAGGUCCCAUUCGAUGACCAAAGCAUGCCCGCGUUGCAUGCCAAGAUCAAGCGUGGGGUAGUGGACUAUCCACAGUGGCUUUCCGGAGAUUGUAGAAAUCUUUUGGCGAGAAUGCUUGUAACCGACCCCAGGCAGCGUGCUUCCCUACAGGAGAUUCUCAAUCACCCAUGGAUCCUCAAAGGCUUCCCCGGCCCUCCCGAGAAUUAUUUACCUCAUCGCGAACCUCUUUCUGGUACCCUGGAUGCCGAGGUCAUUCGUGAUUACCAGACUGCUGUGCGAAAUGCAGCGAAGGAACCUCUUAUGGCAUCUCCAAGCCUUGAGAAAAGGAAGGCCUUUGGCUUUGAAUUUUAUAAAAGGCGGUCAUCCACAAGCUCCAAAGAUACUCUGACAAAUCUAAGUACCGAAGUACUAUCCCACCCAAGUAGUCCUGACCCUAUCAAUGCAUAUAAUCCCCUGAUUUCUGUUUAUUAUCUGGUUCGCGAAAAACUGGAGAGGGAUUCCAUCAGCAAAUCGCCCGCUGGCUCGCAGCCCCCACUGCCAAUCCCCGACGUUGAGAAGCUCCGAAUACCAAUCCCCAAGCAGCCAGAAAUCGCACAUACAAGUGAGGCUAGUUAUGAGGUGAAGGGAGAACCAGCAUCUACAAGUGGAAGGACCCGUCCUAGGGCAAGAACGCACGGUGACGAGGAAGUUUCGGAGGCAAUGAAAAAGGUCAAUUUGGGUGGUGUAUCUCUUCCACCGUCGCCAGUUGUUCCGCAGUCAGCAAUCAAAGAGGAUUCUGUCGUCAGGAAGGAAAGUACCGUUGGGGGGAUGCUUAGGCGGUUUAGCACUAGAAGACAUAAUGCCAAGGCGCUUGCACCACCAACUUUAUCAGUACAGGCGCCUGGCCAAGCACCAGUCGAAAUCGCAGCCCCUCGUAAAAGUCUCUCCGUGCGGAGACCUCCGACAGAACGACAGCCUGUACCGUCCGGUGCAUCACAUUCUGGAGCACCCGACCUUCUAACCCCUCCCACAACAGCUGAUGGUCUUCCAGGCUCAAAGAGAUCUGCCAAGAUCGGGAGGUCCACUAGUGUCUCCGAGGUGGACUGGCGACGUAAAUAUAGAGGGCAGCACCAAUCUGGAGAUCCUCCUGGAACAAGUGGCUCAGAUCGUUCGGCAUUGUCUGUCAAAGAAGAAACUACACAGAACGAGAAGGGGGCGAAUAGCUUCUCAAAACCGUUGACAAUGCGGGCAAAAUCUUUAGGACAUGGAAGAAGAGAGAAUAUCGCUCGACGUACUCGUAGGGAAGAAGCUGCAGCGGCGACAUCGGUCCCUAACGAUGUCCCAGAAGAGGAUGUUGGUGAUGGAGCGACCUCAGCGGGCAGCGGAGAUGGCGCAUCCACCACUCCAUCAUCCGAUUUUGUCAGGCCUGUCUACUUGAAAGGGUUAUUCAGUGUGGCGACGACUUCGACAAAGCCACCUGUUGAAAUACGAAUGGAUAUUAUCCGGGUUCUGAAAGAGUUGGGUGUUUCCUAUAAGGAGAUUAAAGGUGGAUUUUCCUGCGUUCAUAGGCCCAGCAUCGAUCUCAAGAGCGUUCAGGAGAAUGUCCCACAAACCCCUGAAGCCACCAAUAUGGUCAACCCUCCCUCACACAGGCGUAAGCUUUCAUUUGGUGGUUCCACUAGUAGUAGUUCAGCGCCUGCACCCCCACCCCCGGCGAUGAAGGGUCAGGGCAAGAGGAACAGAGCAGACACAAGCUAUACAAACAGCGAUGUCUCAAACGAAUCAAUGCAUGAUGGGGUUCUAGGAGGAUCUUUAAUUCUCAAUUUCGAAAUCUAUAUCGUAAAGGUCCCUUUGCUUUCACUGCACGGUAUUCAAUUCAAGAGUGUUAGCAAAACGAAUACGUGGCAAUACAAGGGUUUGGCAAGUAGGAUUCUUCAGGAAUUGAGGCUAUAA